AUGUCGCUGUCGGUGGUGGUGCCGGGCUCCUGCUGCCCCGUCCAGGGGCUCGACCCGCUACCCCAGACGGCCGCAGCCGGCACCACCGGCACGCCAACGGGCUCGCCUUCCUCCAGCCUGUCGCUGCCGCCUUCCCGCUCCCUCGGCUGCUGCCUCAACCUGUCGCCACACCGCAACCCGCGCCCGGCCGCCCGCUCCCUCGCGUCUGCCGCGGGCAUCCACUUGCUGCCGCCGCGACCGCUGCUGUGGCUGGGGCUGCUGCAGAUCGUCUUGGGCUGCACUCUGGUGGCGCUGAACUUCGUAGCGCAGUCGCUGAGCAGCGCCCAGCAGGUGAAGAAAGCCUGUCCUUUCUGGGUUGGGUCUUCGGUAAUCUUAUCUGGAAUCUUAGGCCUAACAACAUGGUGGAGGCCAAUGAUGCGUUUGGUUAACCUGUUUGUUGCGCUGUCUAUUGCUUGUAUUCUGCUGAACGUGUCUGGAUUUGUCUUAGGAUAUCAAGGCAUUCGGUUUGUGUCCAGUGUACCCAGAUGCGAUUUGGUGGAUGUGGGUGAAAGCAAGAUUUGUUCUUGCUGUGGAGAAUUUCAUCUCACUAAAUGCACAGAAGAAGAGGCUGUGCUGAUGCUAUACCACCUGAAGUCAUGCAGUGCUUCUCACCUUCUUCUCAAGAAAGUUCUCUUUGCUCUUUGUGCCCUGAAUGCUUUCACCAUCACAGUUUGCUUGGUAGCGGCUAUCCUGCGUUGCUUACAGAAUUUUGCAUCAAGAUCCUACAUAGGUGAAUCUCAGGCUGAAGACCAAGAUCAUGCUUUGGAUCUUGAUGAUUUUGUCCCACCUGUGCCGCCUCCCUCCUAUUUUUCAACUUUUAAUUCGUUUACUCCACAAGUGAGCUGCAGGAUGCGUGGCUCUGAUGUGAUUCCAUUGCCCCAUAUUUAUGGAGCACGAAUCAAGGGCAUUGAAGUGUUCUGUCCUCUGGAGCCACCUCCUCCUUAUGAAGCUGUGCAGAGCGAGAACAGCUCUGAGCAGGAAAGUGCACUCCAAAUACAUGUCACGGAAGUUGUUGAUCUGGAGGAAGUGAGUGACAGGGAGGCUUCUCAAGGUGAAGAAAUUCCUGAGCCUUCCAGCAGAGUGAGCCGUUCCCCUUCAAAUGCAAGCUGGAUGCUAGCAGAUAGAGCCGGCGAAAGAGCCUUCAAUCCUUUAAUGAAACGGUCCAACAGUGACCCUUUGUUGUACUGCCGGUUGCUCCAAGAGGCAGCGCCCAGCUGUGAAGCUGCCACAGAGACUGAAGUAAAACCACCACUCUCUGCUGUCACCUUGCAGAACAGUUUGAGAGAAAAACCUUUGAGGGGAAGACCAUCUUUGAUAGACUACAAGUCUUACACAGACACGAAAUAGCUUGUGGCAUGGAUCCUAGAGCAGUCCUCCUGCAGCAUGAGCCCUGACAUACACGAGUUGGUGGAAAGUAUCAAGUCUGUUUUAAAAUCAGAUGAGAAACAUAUGGCAGAAGCUAUCACCAGUGCCACCUUCCUUGAGCAGAUGUUGUCACCUGCCCAUCAAGCCAUGCCAUUGAAUGUCCAUGCACUACCUUCCGGACAGCAUCCUGGACUGCUUCGUCUGGAGAGCUGUGGUGACCUGAGUACUUUCAACACAAAUAAAGAUGAACUGGCAAUGAGGGGAAUCCAGAAAGCAGAGCAUGAAGAGCCUCACAGUGUUAUUGGUGUUGUCAGGGAAACUGUACUUUGAGCUGGUUUCUGUUUAUUCCUCUGUAAAGCACUUCUGUCUGUCAGACAUAUGUGCUACACAGGAAAAUCAUCUCUGUCAUUCUCAAACUAGGUGGGUGGAAAAUUGUGUUGAUAAUCCAUUUUCUUUUUACACCCCCCCACUCAGACUUCUAAGGGGAUGCUUGUUCUACAAAGCCUAUUAAGCAGAUUGUAAUCAGGCCUGUAUUGGCCUCU
Molecule: messenger RNA, 1946 nt
Organism: Melopsittacus undulatus (budgerigar)
Lineage: Eukaryota; Metazoa; Chordata; Aves; Psittaciformes; Psittaculidae
Gene: ENTREP1
Product: endosomal transmembrane epsin interactor 1
Cellular component (GO): membrane
Source: RefSeq, a predicted model, not a curated record